AUGUUCAUUAACAUACUCGUCGUGUUUGUUCCUUUAGGCAUAGUGGCAGGCAUUUUUACUUGGGCCCCUAGAGUUGUUUUUAUAUUCAAUAUUUUAGCUCUCCUACCACUCGCGAAGCUGCUUUCUUCUACGUUGACAGCAACAUCGGAAAGACUAUACCCGUUGCUAGGAAUCGUUCUAAAAGCCACAAUUGGGAACUCAGUUCUGCUGAUUGUGAGUAUCAUAGCACUCGCAACCAAUCAUACCCAGGUUGUCCAAUCCAGUAUGCUUGGAAGCAUCUUGGCAAACACAUUGCUUGUUGUAGGGUUCUGUUUCCUUAUCGCUGGAAUCAGGCACAGAGAGUCAGUCAUCAACACUACCUUUACAUCUACGGCAUCCUCUAUGAUGUAUGUGGCAUCAGCAUCUCUAGUUAUCCCUGCGGCUCUCUUCGGAACUCAAUGCAGGGCCAACUCUAGCUGCGAGCAGAGCAUUAUCAAACUCUCGCGCGGCAUUGCGGUUAUUCUGCUCGUUCUCUUUGUUGUGUAUCUAAAUUUCCGGUUCAACUCGCAUGCCGACCUGUUUGAAGGCCGUCCGGUUCAAAGAGGUGAUAGACAGGAAGAAGUCGAGCAAUCCUCGUCUUUGGUGGCCGAUGGGGUAGUUAUACUCCUGUGCAUGCCGCUCACGGCCGCAGCCGCAUUUUUCUUGAUGGGCGCGAGCGACUCAAUUACUGAAUCGUCACCUAUGAGCUCGAGGCUUCUCGGCUUGGUUCUUCUCCCACUCGUCGCAGAGGGACCCGAGCGUGUUGCUGCCAUGACCGAUGCGUAUCAAAACCGUAUGGAUCAUGCUCUCGACUUCGCCAUUGGCCGUAGCAUGCAGAUUGCGUUGUUCGUCACACCUCUCCUAGUUCUGCUUGGAUGGGCAAUGCACAUCAGCGAGCCCAUGACCUUACAAUUUCAACCCUUUGAAACGGUCGCGCUCUUCUUAGGGGUGCUUAUGGUUACUAAUCUCAUUGGAGAUGGCAAAAGCAAUUACCUCGAAGGAGCGAUAUGUCUAGCAACCUAUGUCAUAAUCGCCCUUGCAUUUCAAUUUCUUCCUUGA
Messenger RNA from Hyaloscypha bicolor E, 1077 nucleotides. Its product is annotated as vacuolar calcium ion transporter /H(+) exchanger. The transcript is spliced from 4 exons. The record is from RefSeq and is a predicted model, not a curated record. Gene Ontology annotation, cellular component: fungal-type vacuole membrane. Gene Ontology annotation, biological process: calcium ion transmembrane transport; intracellular calcium ion homeostasis. NCBI's taxonomy places the organism in Eukaryota, Fungi, Ascomycota, Leotiomycetes, Helotiales, Hyaloscyphaceae. The coding region runs from base 1 to 1077 and encodes 358 amino acids. Gene Ontology annotation, molecular function: calcium:proton antiporter activity.